CUCCAACUGGCCACUCAGUCUCAGCUUAGCACUCGGCCAAACCACAGUGCACUUCCAUCGCGUUCGAUAGCUUUUUGUCCCCUCCCUAGAGUACGUGAAUUUUCGUCGAUCAGACUCUUGCAAGUAAGCCGCGCGCGCACCCCAGCAAAGUGUCUGCGUUAUGCAAGAAAACGAUUCCAAGGAGACGAUUCACUUACGCGAAAUUAAAAACUUAUGCUGACGUGCGCCUUGGGAUUGAGUAAUUCUCAUACUUGUACUCCUCUGCGGAGUACUAGCGAGUGGGGGAGUAUUUCAACUGGAUUCGCGAAGUGAAAGUGAUCGAUACGCUCAUUGAAACCUGUUGAUACACACCAUGAAGCUGUUGAACAUUGUUCCUGCGGCAACCAUAUUCUUGAUGGUUCUCCUGUCCAGUACCAGCUUCAGCGGAACCGCAGUUCGAGCCCAAGAACCUCUAUUCGAACUACCGGUGCAACUCGUUGGUUUCCCAGUGAUCAUUCUCUCGGUGCGGCUGGCUAACUUUGCAAAGAAACUAGCGUACUCGUUAAAUCCAAAAACCUAUCAGUCCCGUAAUCGGCGGGAAAUCGCUCCCACUAUGAUCCCAACUGGGGAUGAAAUAUCCCGCCUAGCCAUAGAUGUGGCCCAGGCCGAGCGCAAAAUCCUGCAAGAAUUUGGCCCGAAGGUGUGCAUAGAGGAGGAACCCUGUCGAAUGAAUGCGAUUCGUAUGAGCCGGGUCGACAGCAACCAGCCGGAUUGGGACGACAUUCUAAAGAACUACAAGGUGCGGGCAACCGGCAUGAAACAGUGGUACCUCCUCUCGGUCUUCAUCGGAGACUACAUACAGGACGUGCAAUUCUGCAAACAGCUCGCGAAACGGUUGGCUUGUGAUAGAAACCAAAAGGAGUUCGUUCGAGACUAGGACGAGAAAUGUGUUGGACCGAGUUGUUCCGUUACUUUCUAAGAUGUUCAGAUAGCUUGCGGGUUAAGUUAUUUUCUGUAAAUAGCAUCUCUUCUUUUUGUGAGAAACUGCCAAAAAUGUAUGUUGUAUAAUAAAUUACCUAAAUGUGACA
Messenger RNA from Toxorhynchites rutilus septentrionalis, 1067 nucleotides. RefSeq lists its product as uncharacterized. The record is from RefSeq and is a predicted model, not a curated record. Lineage: Eukaryota; Metazoa; Arthropoda; Insecta; Diptera; Culicidae. The transcript is spliced from 4 exons. Bases 353 to 916 code for a protein of 187 amino acids.